AUGUCUAACGAAAGUAGCUCGCAGUACGAAAAUUCGAUUUCAUCGGGGGAGACCCCCAAUUUCAAGGCUCAUUCGGCAAGUGUUGAAGAUUUUAUUCUUAAAAGUAAUACAGCUGGGAAGGCGAAGAGGACCGGCGAGUCUGAAGUUAAAAGGUCAAAAUCAUUUUCCUUCUGGAAUAAGUCAUACAGGAAAAAGAAGAUGAAAAAGGUAAGUACAGAGACAGAAAUAGGUGAGAGUCAAGAUGAUGUCAAGUUAUCGGUUUAUUUUUCUUCGCCAUUAGAAGAACUAAAUAUUCAGAAUCAAGAUUGUAUAGUCAGUGAUGACAAAGGACUGCCAGAUGGUACUCAGUCAGUCAACUUUCUUGAUUCUGGUGAGAUUGAAAUUCAAAGAUUCUCUACUGUCAAGCGUAAUAAGAGGGACUUGAAGGGGAUUGAAAGAAUAAACGCAAUAUCACCGCUUACUGGUGCCUCAAUCCUCCUGCCACUUGGGACUCCAAGUACACCAUUUUACUCCAAAAAUAGCCCCAGCCCAUUGAUGAACAGCUUAGAAAAUGUAGAAAGAAUGUACGACGCAUAUUCCUUCGAACCUGAGAAAGAGAGUACAUCUCCAGAGGUACAAAAUAACAGAAGCACUAUUAAUACCAAUAACAACGAAAGGACAAAUUCAAGGAAAAGGUUCAUUUUAGUUACUUUACUUCUAGUGCUUAGCCUUCUCAUUAUUGUGGGCUCAUUUGUUACUGCAGUAGUCAUCUUAUCCCAAGGAACUGAAUCCACUGUUAAAACGUAUUUCCAAAAUGCAAAUCUGUAUGAGAGGUAUUCCUUACUUUCAAAUUUGCUAAAAACUUAUAACUUUCAACUUCUUAGUGAGAAUGAAAGGGAUGAAAGGGAUGAAACGCAAGUUAAUUCAGAUUUAUUAUAUAAAAAGUCAAAAAUGGCAGAAGGAGGCAAAUUGAAUGGAUUCAAUACUUUCGAAGGGAUUUCAGACAAGUAUAAAUCAGAUUUAGAAAUAAGAGAUUUGAUGGUUAGUGAUUCUUUUCCAGUCGGUAGAUCUAUUUUCUAUGGACUUGCUUAUUCUCCAAGAGGAGCAAUGGAGCCCCAAUGCCAAGUCAGUAAACGGGAGGUCCUAUUGGAUAUGGCAGUAUUGUCUAAAGUAACCUGUAGAAUUAGAAACUACGGUAUGCAGUGUAAACAGAGUGAAUACAUACUUGAUGCAAUUCAGGAGUUGAACUUGAAUAUGACGCUAUCAUUAGGGGUUUGGAUAGGAGAAAAUGAAGUAGUAAACCAAAAUCAAAUGUCAGAGUUAAAACGUAUCUUAAAAAAGUACCCAGUGCAUUUAUUUGAAUCCAUUUACAUCGGAAAUGAAGUUCUCUUUAGACAAGAGCAAACUACUGAGAAAUUAGUCGAGUAUAUUCAAGAAGCAAGAAAUUUUGCUGCUUCCUUGGGGUACGCUGACUUGUCGGUGGGCACAUCUGAAAUUGGAUCUCUUAUUAGUAAUGAACUCAUUGAACAUACUGAUGUUAUUGGUGUAAACAUUCACUCAUUCUUUGGUGGGGUUGGAUCAGAGAGAGGUACCAGAUGGACAUUUGAUUUCUUGGAUAGCCAGAUUUUACCUAUAGUAAAUGGGAAAAGCAAAAUCGUCAUUACCGAAGUUGGGUGGCCCUAUGCUGGAGGUAAGUACAAGUCUGCGGUUGCUAGUCCUUCAGAUUUCCUGCAAUUCUUACACCAGUUUGUAUGCCAGGCUUAUAAAAAUGGCUAUGGUUGGUACUAUUUUGAAGCCUUCGACGAGCCUUGGAAAGAGGUAUUCUAUGAAGGUGAGAAUAAAUGGGAAACUGAAUGGGGAGUAUUCACGAAUGAUAGGAAGUUAAAGGGAAGCAUUGAAUUUAACGAAAUGAAUUGUUAA
Molecule: messenger RNA, 1899 nt
Organism: Dujonia railenensis
Lineage: Eukaryota; Fungi; Ascomycota; Pichiomycetes; Serinales; Debaryomycetaceae
Source: the annotation of a GenBank genome assembly